Molecule: messenger RNA, 3576 nt
Organism: Erigeron canadensis
Lineage: Eukaryota; Viridiplantae; Streptophyta; Magnoliopsida; Asterales; Asteraceae
Product: tRNA wybutosine-synthesizing protein 2/3/4
Exons: 9
Coding region: 94-3138 (1014 amino acids)
Biological process (GO): tRNA methylation
Cellular component (GO): cytoplasm
Molecular function (GO): protein binding; tRNA methyltransferase activity
Source: RefSeq, a predicted model, not a curated record
AAGCCCAAACAAAGGAGGCCCAGUAGUCACCCCUAAAAACCUCAACUAAAACCCCCUCCGGCUGUUUCAAAACGCACGCCGGAAAAUCUAACGAUGGAGUUUGAGAAGAGAAAGAAAGCAAGUUUAGCCACCAUGACAUCACCUGAGCCAGACAGAUCACCAAAAGGAGAUAUAGAUGCACCUAUUAUCCCACUUCUUAAUACCAUUAACUCACACCCAUCUUACUUCACCACCAGUUCUUGCUCCGGCCGGAUUUCCAUCUUAUCAACACCAAUCACCACCGCAACAACCACCGUAAAGAAAAAAGCCAAAGGUGGCACCUGGGUCUUUAUUACCCAUGACCCAGCUGACCCUAAAUCGGUUCAAAAUCUCAUCUUUCCAACUGGGUCAACUCAGUCUGAAAAGAACCAAGAAAAUCUUGUGUUCAGGUUUGAGCCUUUGAUUAUUGCUGUUGAAUGUAAAGAUGUAUUGUCUGCACAAAAGUUGGUGUCUUUAGCUAUUUCUUGUGGUUUUAGAGAAUCAGGAAUUACAAAUGUGAAUUGUAAAAGAGUUAUUGUUGCGAUUAGAUGUUCGAUUAGGUUAGAAGUUCCGUUGGGCUGUACGGGGAAGAUAAUGGUGUCGAAAGAGUAUUUGGGGUAUCUAGUUGGGAUUGCUAAUGAGAAAAUGGAAGCUAAUAGGAAAAGAAGUGAUAGUUUUCAUGAAGCAUUGUUGAAGACUGAGUUCUUUAUGAGACCUGGGAUUGGUGAUUUCGAGUUUUUGAACUUGAAUCAAGAUUCGGGUGAUGAAGAUUUGUUGAUUAGUAAUGGUGAAGUGGAAGAUAUUCAACUUACAACAGAGGUUAUGGACGAAGCAAACAAUGGGUUUCCUGAACUUAGUCUUCCUAUCAAACCUAUCGUGAUUACUGGUGAACCGAUUGAGAAGCUUCAUCUCUGGGGCCAUUCAGCCUGUACACUCAAAACUACAAAGGAUGUCAAAUCAGUCCUUGUGUUUGGAGGUUUUGGAGGCAUGGGAAGGCAUGCACGGAGAAAUGAUUCAUGGCUUCUAGAUUCAGUUUCAGGUCAACUUGAAUUAGUUGUCUUUGAGAGCACCCCAUCACCACGUUUAGGUCACACGGCUUCUUUAGCAGGUGAUCUUAUGUUUGUUAUUGGAGGUAGAGCUGAUCCAGAGAAUGUGUUAAACGAUGUCUGGGUUCUUAAUACAACAACAAACGAAUGGAAGCAGGCUCAGUGUAGCGGGGUUGACUUUCCUCAGAGUCAUCGACAUGCAGCAGCAGUCAUAGGGUCAAGUAUAUAUGUUUUUGGUGGGAUUCACAAUGGCAGCAUCUCUUCAGCAAUGUAUAGGCUUGAUACCCGCAGCUUAAAAUGGGAAGAAGUAAGUGUUCAAGGGCAAAAACCGUUUCCUCGUCAUUCCCACACAUUAGUAGCCUACGGUUCUCAAUUGUAUAUGUUUGGUGGACACAACGGGGUGAAAGCACUCGGAGAUCUUUACAGUUUUGAUAUCCAUUCAUGUGCUUGGAAGAAAGAAAAUAUGACAGGAAGUAUACCGUACGCACGGUUUUCCCACACCAUGUUUGUGUAUAAAAAUCAUAUUGGUGUUAUAGGAGGGUGUCCUAUCAGGCAACACUAUCAAGAAUUAUCAAUAUUCAAAGUGGGGUCCAGUACCUGGAAGCGAAUGAAGUUGAAUUCUAUUGGUGAAGAUCUUUUUGUUCGUUCCACGACAAGUAUUGUUGGUGAUGAUCUUGUUAUUGUAGGCGGCGGUGCUUCCUGUUAUGCAUUUGGAACCAAGUUUAGUGAACCAAUGACAAUAAACUUGCUUCCAUUAGUUUCUUCUGCUGAAAUUUGUGAUGAAAUCAAGGAUCAAACAAAUAUCCAUAUCGAAAAGAGAUCAAAUGGGGAUUUUAAUGUAAAUCUUGAGGGUACAUAUGAUAAGAUGAUAGUUCCUUUGCAUAUGGUUUUGCAAAUUGAUAAAAAGCAUGCGAAACCUACAAAAGACAUAUUAAAAAAGUUUGGAUGGUUAGACGCGGAGAGAAAAGUAUACACUCAGGAAAAUGGAGUUUAUGUCUAUUUUCCAAUCAUCAAAGAAUUUGGGGCACUUUACCAAAAUAAAAUACCAGGAUUAAAGGGAGUUUUGGACGAUGUAGAUGACUUUAAGUUGCAUGAAGUACAUAAGGUUAUUUCUAGUGCAAGAGCCUUGGAUCUUUUGGUUGCAUUAGGUGCAACAACACAUGCUGACGAUAUUGUCAGAGUUCGAAAAACUUCAUGCUCUCCACUGAAAUUAAUGAAAGAAAAUGUUUCUUUGUUGUUAAAUCGUCACAGUUUGCCUUUGACACUCUUAGAACAAUUACCCACAAGAUGGGAGCGAUUAGGGGACAUUGUUGUGAUUCCUGUGACUUCUUUUAAAGACUCUGCAUGGGAAUCACUAGGUAAAGAGCUUUGGUCCAUUGUUGCAGAAUCACUUGGUGUGUGUCGCCUUGCUCGACAAGGCAGGGUCUCACCUACCGGAACUAGAGACAGUGGGCUGGAGAUUCUCGUUGGGGACAAUGGAUGGGUUGACCAUUGCGAAAAUGGGGUUAUUUAUUCAUUUGAUGCUACCAAGUGCAUGUUCUCGUGGGGUAAUCUCUCUGAAAAGCGUCGAAUGGGGCAGCUGGACUGCAAAGAGGAAGUUAUUGUUGACUUGUUUGCUGGCAUUGGAUACUUCACAUUGCCUUUCCUUGUCAAGGCUAAUGCAAAAAUGGUGUACGCUUGUGAAUGGAAUCCCCACGCUGUCAAGGCUCUGCGGCGUAAUCUUGAAGCAAAUGGUGUCGCUGAUCGUUGUGUUGUCCUUGAAGGAGAUAAUCGUGUUACAGCACCUAAAGGAGUUGCCCAUCGAGUCAAUCUUGGUUUGCUGCCAUCAAGUGAGGGUAGCUGGGUGACUGCCGUAAGGGCAUUAAGGAGCCAGGGUGGGAUGAUGCAUGUGCAUGGCAAUGUGAAGGACUCUGAAGAGGAUGCAUGGACAGAACAAGUCUCGUCAUCCAUUAGAGAAAUUUCAAAGUCGGAAGGUAAUAGUUGGGAUAUAACAGUAGAACAUGUAGAACGAGUAAAAUGGUAUGCGCCUCACAUUCGCCAUCUCGUAGUAGACAUAAAAUGCAAAAAAGCAUAAGAUCAAUAAUGCAAUUUCUCCCUCCCACUCUGCUCGGGUACCUUCCCAUUUAGCGGUUUUUGUGCUUCGAGCUGUAAAGUAAAGGAGCAGAUUGAUCAUUAGACUGAUUCACAAAAGGUUUGAGGUUAAAACCAAGGAAGGUAGCCCAUAUGGUCAUGGUUUGUUCAUGUGAAUUAUCAUGAGCAAUUUUGUAGUUAAUAGCAUACCGUGAACAUCCCAAUUCAUGCAAGUCAAACAUGAAAUUAAAAAGUAGUCUCGAAUUGAUUCAGUUGGGUUAAUUUUGGGAUGUUUUCGGGGUGUAAGAUUUAAAGACUGGCUGGCUGGUUUCAUUGGCUGAUGGUCCCCCCUAUUAGAACUAAUACUUCGUUGUAAAUUGUGCUUUAAAAGGUUUAUCAUGUAUUAAAUUGUUGUAUGUAUUAAUGGCUUUGUUUUCUCCUA